AUGUCCACCACCCAGGCUCAGGGACAGACGUCCACCAUACCAGCGUCAUCGUCAUUGCGAUCAGACCACCGAUUGCUCGCUGCAUACAAUCAACCACAACAACAAACAGCCAUGUCCUCAACAGCUGGGCCGUCACGGUCCACCUCUGCUAUCCAUGGCACUGGAUCUGGCAUCAGGUCGCAGGGGCCCGGCAGCAACGCACCGACAAGCACAAUGUCGAGCACCGCUGGCGACGCCCCAUCCUCGGAAUCGGGCGGACCAGACUUCGGCGUGCUGAAGGAGUUAGGCAAGGCCGCGCUCGUCGAGGUUCUGAACGACAUUCCGGGCGCCAAGACGCUCGUCCUCGACUCUGCUUUAGCGGGUCCGCUCGGUCUGGUCGUGGACGUGGCUUCUCUGAAGAUGUUCUGGCUCGAGCCAGGCCCACUAUCAGCGCCGACGAGAAAUGUGGUCUACCUGACCCGACCGCGGCGAUCGCAUAUAUUGCUUAUCGCACAGCAGGUGCGCGCGAACCCGGGACUGAAUUACCACGUCCUCUGCGUGCCGCGGAGCACGGAACUCGUCCGCCGCGUCCUCGAGGACGAGGGGGUCAGCGGGGACGUCGAGCUGGGGCAGUUCAAGCUCGAGCUGAUCCCCGUCGAGACAGAUGUGCUGAGCAUGGAGCUGGACGAUGUGGCGCGGGACAUCUUCAUGCGCGGCGACGAGACGCCCAUCUUCUACUCGGCCCUGGCGCUGAGCACGCUGCAGAGGGCAGUUGGACGGAUUGACCGAGUCAUCGCGAAAGGCGACGCGGCCAAGCUCGCGGGCCUCAUUGAGAAGCACCGACCGGCCGUCGAGCCCUCCGACAGCAUCGACAGCAUCGUCAUCAUCGACCGUGCCGUCGACUGGGUCACGCCCAUGUGCACGCAGCUGACGUACGAGGGGAUGCUCGAUGAGUUUGUGGGAAUAAGCCACUCUCACAUCGAGGUCGACUCGCAGCUCCUAGACCCAGAUGCGCCCGCAAAGAAACGGAAACACCACCUCUCCUCCGCGGACCCAGUGUACGCUUCUAUUCGGGACCUCAACUUUGCCCUAGUGGGGCAACACCUGAGCCGCCUCGCACGCAGGCUCGAGGGCGAGUACGGCGGGGUGAAGAACCUGCAGUCCGUGUCGCAAAUGAAGGACUUUGUCGGCCGCAUCGGCGGCCUGCAGAGUGAGCAGCAAGCCCUGCGUCUGCACACGGCGCUGGCCGAGCGUCUCCUGCCCAUAACGCGGAGCGACAACUUCAACAAGAGUCUCGAGGCGCAGCAAAAUCUGCUGGCGGGGUACGACGCGCCAGCGCAAUGGGGACUAGUCGAGGACUUGCUCGCCGAGCAAGCCCCCCUGAUGUCCGUCCUGCGUGCCGCUGUGCUGUACUCCCUCACGAACGGGGGCGUCAAGCCCAAGCCCCUGGAGGCGUUCAAGCGCGACCUCCUCCAGACCUAUGGGUAUCAGCACCUUAGUCUGCUCGUGGCUCUGGGGCGGCUGGGUCUGCUGGCCAAAACGCCAGCGGGUAGUGCGGCGAGUUUCGGGUCAGCGCGGAAGAAUCUGAGACUGCUCGUCGAGGACGUGGACGACGCAGCGCCACAGGACAUCGCGUACGUGUACUCUGGGUAUGCGCCUUUGUCUGUGCGUCUGGUGCAGGUCGCGGCGCAGCGGAGUGCCCUCUCAGAGUCCCGCGAAAAAGAAGGAUGGUUCGCCGCCACUACCCAGCCCCAGGCCCGCACGGGUGUGUCGCGCGACGUCGUUCGGAUGGAGGGGAAAAGACCCCCGACGGGAUGGAGGGGGAUGGAAGAUGUCGUCAACUCCAUUCCGGGGAAUAGUUAUGACAAGGGUCCCUCUGGCAGUCAGGCCCGGAGCACAGGCACGACGCUCGUCUUCUUCCUCGGCGGGUGCACGAGUACGGAGAUCUCGGCCCUGCGGUGGAUGUCCAAGCUGGGCGGGCGGCGGUUCGUCGUCGCCACAACGGGGGUGGUGAAUGGCUCGACGAUGCUCGAGAGUUUCGGGGACCCGAAGCCGGUGCCUCUCAACUAA
Trichosporon asahii var. asahii CBS 2479 is the source of this 2049-nucleotide messenger RNA. RefSeq names its product ATP binding protein. Bases 1 to 2049 code for a protein of 682 amino acids. The record is from RefSeq and is a predicted model, not a curated record. Gene Ontology annotation, biological process: vesicle-mediated transport; intracellular protein transport. Gene Ontology annotation, cellular component: CORVET complex; fungal-type vacuole. NCBI's taxonomy places the organism in Eukaryota, Fungi, Basidiomycota, Tremellomycetes, Trichosporonales, Trichosporonaceae. The transcript has 4 exons.